GCCAGUCGAGUAUCAAACACCAGAGAGAGUGGAGAAGCUCAGUUUAAAUAAGGAAAACACAAGUGAAACUAAUGAAAACGAACAAUUAAGUGCAAUACUGGAGGAAGACACAAACGGAGAAUGUAAAUUAAGAAGCUGGUGGUUACUGUGGUGACAGUAUUGUAUUUCGCUGAAAACACGCUGACCUACUCCCCAAGUUACACCAAGGUCCAACGAAGAGGAGCAGAAAAUUGAAGGGAUAUAAAGAGUAAUGAGCGAGGAGAAAAGAGAGGAGAUAGAAGCUAAAAUCACUCCCAGCAUGGUGGAAGCUUAGUAAUAUCCAGUUAAGAUGAAGUUCUGUGUUCUCUUCUUGGUUCUUUUGUGUCUGUUUUGCUGCUCCAACGCCUCCCUUGACUCGAAGUGUACCGAGGGUUGGACCGGGGCAGACUGCCGGGUACCAGUGUGUAUGGAAGGUUGCCAUCAGUUACAUGGCAACUGUACCCGACCAGGUGAAUGUCUCUGUACCCCAGGUUGGCGUGGACGUCAAUGUAACGAGUGUGUACCCCGGGCUGGGUGUCAGCAUGGCUCGUGUACCUCACCUGACGAAUGUCUCUGUAACCAAGGAUGGUCAGGACACCUCUGCUCCCAGCCUGUGUGCAGCAAUAACUGCAGUCAGGCCCACGGACACUGUACCAAGCCAGGAGAAUGCAGGUGUGAAGUGGGGUGGUGGGGAAAGAGAUGUGACAUGUGCUUUCCCUACCCUGGGUGUGACCACGGUAGCUGCAAGGAACCCUGGGAGUGUGUGUGUGAGCCAGGAUGGACUGGCAUGCUCUGUGACACACGUGAGCCAGGAGGGCCGUUCUGCGAGGGUCAUCAAGGUUGGUGCCUGAACGGUGGGACUUGUAUUGACACUGGAGGCGGCCGCAACUAUACGUGUUCCUGCCCAUCACUGUUCACUGGUCAACGCUGCGACUACUUGGCCGAGCCCUCCAUAGACCACCCCUCAGCACGCACUGGUCUCCUCUCUACUAGCAGCCACAACAUCCAGGUCAUCAGUCAGGACACCGCUUCUCCCUUGGGAACAUAUUCCAUCACCCAUCCUACCACGGAUACCCCUGAGGGCACAGGAAGUGAAGAGGACCCCAAGGACGCCAGACGACGCCUCUUACAGAAGCAUGCACGCAUAUCCUUCCGUCAGCCCAAGUUGGCAAAUAGUGAGGAGGACUCUGGCAAGCUGCCCUACACUGUGGUGGAGAGGAAGCUGCUGCCUCUUCCUGUGGUGCUCCCACGGGUCAGUGACAUCAUUCCCGGGGGACGCCGCCCAGCCCACAAGUCCAACAAGCAGCCCACACCCAUACUAAUUCUGGGUUCCAGCGUCCCUGACAGUAUACAGGGAAGUACACAGGCGUCUGAGAUCUCGGGGAGAAACCAAAUCAAUGAGAACCGGCGGUUUCUCCGGCAUCAGCAGGAGACACCAGGUUUCCUUACGGAAACAAGACAAGAGCCAGGCAACGAACCCGCGCUCAUCAAGGUGCUCAACUCGCAACGUCGUCCCAUCCUGGUAAGCGCCUACGCUAGAGCCCUGCCUAGGUCUAACCCCCUCAUCCCAACCUCUCCCAGAACUCAGUCUAGACCAAGGCAGCAGGUCGUAGCUAGCAGAAGACCAACCACAACACCCCCUACCAUAACUCUUCCUACCACGCCCGCUAUUCCAAAGCAGUUUGUUACCUCUACAACAAGAGCAUCUUGGAGAGGUCGACAAGAAGUAGCGACGGAUGGGAGGCCAGAGGGUCUCUCAUUGCUCCCUCCAGUACCUUCCUCAUGGGAGAUAGACGACGUGGAGGGUCGGGAGAGUGUCCUUCACACCUACUACGAUGAGAAUGUCAACGGUCGUGUCCACAUUGGCGACACCAGCAGUGUGGACCACGCCGCUCCACAUAAAGAGAUCUACGAUGCCUUCAUUGAGCUUAAAAAAGUAUGAAGCAAAGACAGAACCAUGUGACCCUCAGCACCUCACGCACUCUAGUGAUUUAUUAUUAUAUUACCGGGAAGCGCUAACCUUGCAGGGAUCAUUCAGCGUCAGUAAAUAAGAGUUAAUCGGUUGUGAUCAAAAGGGAAGCACAGGUCCAAUUCCUUAGAUGAAAAGGCCUUCAAGCAGCAUCAAGGCAGCCUUUUAUUUAUUAUGCAAGACUGGAUACACCUGCAGUGUGCUGCUACCCUAUUAUGAUAUUUACAUAGCGGGAACACCCACCCUGAAAAGCAGUGUUGUUAAAUAAACUUAAGGCACAAGCGCCGAGUGAUAAAUAUAAAAAUUAUUAAUAAAGAUCUCUAGUUGAUCCUUCUCACUCAACUAUAUACAUAACCUGUCCUCAUAAUAGCAAGUGCGUCUAUUUUUGAACGUUCAACACUUCUGCAUCAAUUAAAUUUUAGUGAAGAUUUGGGUGAAGUUAAUUUGACCUAAUCAAGCCUACUGGAUCACCUAAAGACUUGCUCUCCUUUUCCCUGGCAUAAAUAACUCGAAAUUAUUGAAUUUUUUGGUAUAUAAAUUUAAAUUAGCAAUGCAACUAUCCUAGAAGUCUCCAUAAGACUAUACCUCAGAACUACAUUUCACUAAUUUUUACCUGGUGCGGGACAUUUUCAGGUGACUGAAAAUAUGCAGGAUGAAUAAGGUAACGCCUAACAGCGGGUUGUCACUGUCAAGUUAAAAAAAAAAAAAAAAAAGUCAAUCAAG
This is a messenger RNA of Cherax quadricarinatus, 2710 nucleotides long. RefSeq lists its product as uncharacterized. The record is from RefSeq and is a predicted model, not a curated record. Gene Ontology annotation, molecular function: Notch binding. Gene Ontology annotation, cellular component: membrane. NCBI's taxonomy places the organism in Eukaryota, Metazoa, Arthropoda, Malacostraca, Decapoda, Parastacidae. Gene Ontology annotation, biological process: Notch signaling pathway; cell communication; multicellular organism development.